AAUAAACAAACAAAAUUAAGAUAAAAUUGUAAUUAACUAUUUGUUAAGUGUAAUUGAAUGUAACGUUAAUCAACAAUAUGACUUCCGCGUUAUACUUAGAAUAGUAUUUAGAUAAUUUUCUCGUAGAUGGCGCUUUAAUGAAAUGUCACUUUAUGUUCCUAACCUAAAAAAAAUCGAGGGAAAUAAACAAACAUAGAAUUAAGAUAAAAUUGUAAUUAAAUAUUUGUUAAGUGUAAUUGAAUGUAACGUUAAUCAACAAUAUGACUUCCGCGUUAUACUUAGAACAGUAUUUAGAUAGUUUAGAGCACCUACCAAUAGAAUUACAACGUAAUUUCACAUUGAUGAGAGAUUUAGAUUCCAGAGCACAGACUUUAAUGCGUACAAUAGAUUCCCAAGCGGACGAAUACCUUAAAAAUCAAUCAACUCUUAGUCAAGACCAGCGAAAAGAACAAUUAGAUAAAAUACAGAGUUUGUUUAAUAAAGCCAAGGAAUAUGGUGAUGAUAAAGUACAAUUAGCAAUACAAACAUAUGAAUUGGUUGAUAAACACAUUAGAAGGUUGGAUUCGGAUUUGGCAAGGUUUGAAACUGAAAUACAAGAUAAAGCUGCAAAUUCGAGGAGUCAAGAUGAAUCUCAAAUCGGAAAAAGCAAACAGGGAAGGAAAAAGACUAAAGAUGGAAAAAGUGAGAAGAAAAAACGUGUUCAAUCAAGCGAAGAGGAAGCUGUUGAGGUUGUAAAAGGGAAUAAAAAGAAGAAACAUAAAGGUGUUGGAGCAACGGGAAUUACUGCAAAUUCUGUUAAUAGUGGGGCUAAAUCAACUACAGUUACUGAUAUUUCAUCUGUUCUUCCAAUAACACAUACAAGUGAUGUUUUGGAUAUGCCUGUAGAUCCCAACGAACCAACAUAUUGUUUAUGUCAUCAAGUGUCUUAUGGAGAAAUGAUUGGAUGUGAUAAUCCCGAUUGUCCAAUCGAAUGGUUUCAUUUUGCUUGUGUUGGGUUGACUACAAAACCCAAAGGAAAAUGGUAUUGUCCCAAAUGUACACAAGAUAGAAAGAAGAAAUAAAGAUAAUCUCAUCUUGUUAAGUUAUAGCGGAAUGAAUUCGAUAUAAUUUAUUUGAAAAGAAAAAGACUAUUUAUUUUUUGUUUUAAUAUGCAA
Messenger RNA from Onthophagus taurus, 1154 nucleotides. It is a transcript of the gene Ing5, whose product is annotated as inhibitor of growth protein 5. Gene Ontology annotation, cellular component: nucleus. The record is from RefSeq and is a predicted model, not a curated record. NCBI's taxonomy places the organism in Eukaryota, Metazoa, Arthropoda, Insecta, Coleoptera, Scarabaeidae. Gene Ontology annotation, biological process: regulation of DNA-templated transcription.